AUGCUCAGCGCCUACUUCGGCCGCCUUCCCGUCGUCUUCUGGUUCAUGAUAGUCUCCACGGCGACAGCGGCAUGGUGCGCGGGCGCGACCACCUUCGAGUCCUUCAUGGCCGCCCGCAUCCUCAACGGGUUCUUCUCGACCGUCAGCCAGUCGGGAGGUCUCAUGUUUAUCAAAGACAUCUUCUUCUUCCACGAGCAGGCUCGAAAAAUAAACAUCUGGGCUCCGUACGCUGGCCCGCUGCUCGCGGCGUUCAUGACUGAGACACUGCGGUGGCCAGUGCCGUUCUGGGUUUUCUUUGCCAUGAAUGUCCUGGGGUUGGCUCUUGUGGUCUGCUUUCUGGACGAGACAUACUACGACCGCACAAUACCGGCACACGAUCAGCCGCCGCGAGGCAGCCGCAUUGCCCGCUUGACUGGCGCAGCGCAGUGGAGGUCGCGGGACCUCCGCAAUACCCUUGGCCAAGCCAGCUGGAGGACAGCGAGCGUGCUGCUAAAGCCAACUGUGGCGAUUGCUUGUCUGUUCUACGCUCUGACAUUUGCCUGGGCCGUGGGGAUCAACACAACCCUAGCCAUGUUCGUCACACCUCUCUACGGCUUCGGUCCAAAGCAAGUCGGCUUCUUCUACUUCACGCCCGUGGUCGCGGUAAUCCUGGGCGAAGCCACAGGCCACUGGCUGCACGAUGCCCUAGCCAAGCAGUACAUCCGGGCACACAAGGGGCGGUUCGAGCCCGAGGCCCGGUUGCGAGCCGUCUUCUUCUCGCUGCCCCUCGUCAUCGCCGGGCUUGUGCUGGUCGGACAGUGCUUCGAGAAUGCCUGGCACUACAUGGCAACGAGCGUCUGCUGGGGCAUGUACGUCUUUGGCAUGAUGGUGACGACCGUCGCGCUCAGCAGUUACUGCGUCGACAGCUAUCCCGAGGCGUCGGGCGAAGUGUCGGCGUGGCUGAACUUCUCGCGCACAAUAGGCGGGUUUAUUGUGAGCUACUUCCAAGUGACGUGGGCCGAGGCGCAGGGAACCAAGUUGAGUUUUGGUAUCCAGGCGGCGGUUUGUGCAGGCGCAUUUGUCUUCAUCCUCGUCUUGCUCAAGUGGGGGAAGGCGAUGCGUGUGCGGGCUGGUCCAUUGAACUUUAAGACAACAUGAGAUAGAAAUUGAACUUGGAAGUAUUCGUAUUAUGGAGGGACCUUUGUUUGGCAUGGCCGCAUGGGGGGACUUGUGAUCUGCGGUACCUCUCCGCACCUUGUGUGAAUGGCCGGGAGAGAGUCGUCAGGGGUUCAAGCCGGCUGCCUGCUUCGGAAUGAGUAUGCUUUUAUUGGCUGGAUGGGUCUUUCCCUUGGACCCUGAUGCAAGUUGA
This is a messenger RNA of Canariomyces notabilis, 1348 nucleotides long. RefSeq names its product MFS general substrate transporter. The record is from RefSeq and is a predicted model, not a curated record. The transcript is spliced from 3 exons. Bases 1 to 1137 code for a protein of 378 amino acids. Gene Ontology annotation, cellular component: plasma membrane. Lineage: Eukaryota; Fungi; Ascomycota; Sordariomycetes; Sordariales; Chaetomiaceae. Gene Ontology annotation, molecular function: transmembrane transporter activity. Gene Ontology annotation, biological process: transmembrane transport.